AUGUCGGACCCCUUCAAGUCGCCAACAAAGGACCUGUACACUGCGUUGAGUGCUGCUGACACUCGCCUCAUCCUCUACGGAAGUAUUUGUUAUGAGGGAUCUAAGCUGGAUACCGAAAAACUCGCCCUCCUUGCAGGCAUGAAGCCAAUCUCCGCAGGCAGCAACUACUUGCGUGCCCGGCGUCGUCUCGAGAAAAUCGUCGGUGGACAUAGCUCGGAUGCAUCUUUACCCCCCACGAAGACCAAGAGUCGUGCCCCCGCAAAGCGACGGGCCACCAAAAAGGCUUCCAAGGUCACUGCUGCCGAGAACAACGAUGAUACUGAAGUCAGGUCUGAGAACUCUGAGAAUCUUCUGACCACCACUUCUCCCAAGCGCCGCAAGAUCGCUACCCCCGACGACAACACGGACGCCGAAGUCACCUCUCCUGCCCCCAAGCGCCCCAAGACCGAUAUCCACGACGAAUACUACUCUCCCAACGAAGAAGUUACCCCUGUUCUUGAGCGCUGCAAGACCGCUAUCCUCGCCGACGAGUACUUUGAGGCCGACGUGACCAUCAAAGAUGAAUACUCUAGCGAGUGA
Messenger RNA from Penicillium antarcticum, 579 nucleotides. RefSeq lists its product as uncharacterized. The coding region runs from base 1 to 579 and encodes 192 amino acids. The record is from RefSeq and is a predicted model, not a curated record. The transcript is spliced from 2 exons. Lineage: Eukaryota; Fungi; Ascomycota; Eurotiomycetes; Eurotiales; Aspergillaceae.